UAGAUGCAGCUUGGUAGCAGUAAUUUAUAUGCCGAAGCCAUCUAUUUACUUGCUAAUUCUUUAAAUUCUUAACGAAUGGAACCUAAAAAAAUCUGCUUAGAUGAAAAUGCGUCCGACAGUGAAUUCGGAUGAAUUCGUAAAUGUGGAUCGAUCCGCACACAUAGCUCGGUACACCCAUCAUUCAUCACGACGUCCUAAGGAACAAAUAUCUGGCUCGAAAAAUGCACAAACGGAAUACGAAACGCAUUUAUCGCAAAAUGCCGCGUAUUCCUCUACGUAUGGACCUAGCAGUAAGCAACAUAUAUUCAACUCUUUGAAUCAACCUGAAACGACGCCGUUAAAUCAGCAGACGGCGUAUCGAGUUAACAGUACAGAGGAGGAUCAGCGAAACGUAACGAGAAAUCCUGAGAAAACGGAGCAAAAUCAUAAAGGUGUUGAUACGCGAGACAUCGGUUCGUUACGCAUGCACCGGUCGACAUCGUGCUGCGUUGGGCUGCGUCUGUGUUGUCUGAGAUUGUACCGCGCGAAGAAAAGAUGUUGCAAGCGCGUUUUGAGGAAGCCGAGACGACUUUUCGAGCGAAUAAAGACGCGAAGAAGAGAGUGCAGGAUGAGGAGAGUGCCCGACGAUGCGGUGGCGGUCGCCGGUGUAUCAAGCGUGUCGUAUCGAGUAUCGAUGAGCUAUCGAGAUGCUCCGAAGAAAUCUAGGAAACGUCAUAAAGAACAAGACAAGGCGGGGGAGGUCCAGCCUGAUAAGGACAUUGGGAUAGAAAUUUCCGAGGACACCAAGGACACCAAGGACACCAGGAAGGAAAGAAAGGAGAGGAGGAAAAGACAGGAGAGGAGGAAAAAGGAGGAGAAGCAGGAGAGAAGAGAAAGGCGCGAGGAGCUCGUUUCGCAUGCUCCUAUGGAGCCGCGUCUGGUAGCGCGCGACGAUGACCUCGUCGUCGAGGAUCGGGACCCCGUAAAACCACCGCCAUCGAUCGCCGACCUCGAAAAGACCUGCUGCUACUUGUGCGCCCAGAACACGCUGGCGAUCGCGGCGGCGACCGCUGCCGCCACCGUCUCCAAGCCUGAACAGUCCGACAAGUGUGUCCAAGUUUCGGCUCAUAAAUUUCACGCGGAGACAUCCCCGACGCUCGAUAAGAGCUGCAGCCCGGUGGUGCUGGUGCGCACCGUGCAGUCGUCCGUCAAAGUGAGGACGCGGGAGACCGGUACACUGUGGUGCCCCGGCACGAGCGAGGCGACAGCGGUGCCGCGCGGAGAAACGGGGCCGCGUGUGAAAAAGCGCAAGAAGUUCGUCCUGUUCCCGGGGUUGACGCGAACGAAGUGCCCGGCGGGACGGCACGCCGCCUGCGAGACUGAUAAUGCGGAAAAACGCGAGCCGAGGAACGAGAGGAGGUGCUGCAGGGAAAAAACGCCUGACACGCCGCGAAUUUUACGGAACUUACCGCGGACUAAUUAACGUUUGAUUACUCGGUGGAAAGAAUGAUUAUAUGCAUCGUGUGGACCAUUAAGUUCCCAUUAUAUCACUUCAUCUUAAUGCUCAAGCUUACAUUUGCGAUUACGGCGUGGCUCGUAAUUAGUCUCGCAUUUUUUUCCCUCAUCAGACUUUACUCCUUUGCCUCCGUGCGAGAUUUAAACGAAAGUAACUUGUCAUGUAUCGCUCCGACAAAGGGGAGAAAGGCUCUCACGAUAGAAUAUAAUUUAUUGACGCAAGAGCGAAACUACCUAUUCGUAGACGCUCUCUUCUCGAUAGUAUUUUACGAUUCUUUUUUCUCGUGCGUUCGAUAAUUCAGGAUAUGCCUCUUUCAUUUUUAAGCUACAUUGCGGCGGCUCUCUCAUAAACUUUACAUAGAGAUGCGCGACCCUAACUCGAGUGUAUAUUUGAAUUGCACGUUGCAUACGAAUCGCUUCGAUAACACAUGUAACGCUGCGGUUUGGCCCGUAUCUCCUCGAUAAAUUAUACUCUGCCGCGUAAGCUUUGUUCCAUUUACGCGCGUGUAAGCGGAAGACGUUAAAUUAUGUAUAAUAGUUCGAAUCAGAGUCUUACGUACAACACAUAAUUAUUUCACCGAGCACAAAUCUCCUUAUCUAUUCUUGCAUCCCUCUCCAUCGCACUGAAAAAGUUUGAUAAUGGCUACUAAAUGUUGAGUAAAUUUUCGGUUAAUAUAACAAAAAGUACUUGUAUUUUUCUAAAUAUAGUAAGUAUAAUUAAAUUUACAAUUUAUAAUUAAUACACUGAAAAACAAUUUUACUGUAAUAUUUAAAAACUUAGCUAGAUACAGAUCAGACAAUAAUUUUAUGCUGGAUUAUCAAAAUUAGUAUGAAAGACAUUCAAGCAUGGUGCAAAAAGUUUUGACAUUCUAACAACUAGCUUAAACAUCCAAUAAAAAUUUUUUUAUGAUUUUAACAUAAUUUCAACAUAAUUAUUUUCAGGUCUGUAUUCCAGCAAAAUUGUGCUUUCCGUGUACUUACUAUAUAAUAUAUAGGAACGUAACAUUAAUUUUUAUUAUAUUAAUCAAAAGCCUUUAAUUGGCGUCAUUUCACUCAACAUCUAGUGAAUAUUAUCAAUUUUUUUCAAUGUACAAUGAAGGAUAAAAGUUUUCUUUUUGUCUCACUCUUUAUUAAAGAUGGUGAGGAGUAGUCUUUUUUUUCUUGACGCUCCUAAGCCCUUCAAUUAAACCGCUUCUUUGUGCUUCGUUUUAUAAGUUCUCUGAGAACAAGCUUUUCUUGACGGUCGCUUGGAAGAGAGGAAGUGCGAGACGUCUGCAUUAACGUCAUUUCCUCUCUCUCCCUCCCUUCCCCUUUUCCAUAUCGUUUCCAUAUUAUCUUCAUGUGUCCUUUACAUAGUAUUUCCAUACGGCUGUUUAUGUCGCUUCCGCGUCACUUGCACUUGCACUACUGCUUGGAUGGAAUCUUGUCACGCCGGAAACGUAUGAAGUCGCAAGUAAAUUCAGAGCUCGUCUUUCACACAUUUCCUCAUAUGCAUUUCAUAAAUCCGUAAUAAUUUUACAAAUCAAGAUUGAUCUAAAUUACAAAUCUUUCUCUCUCACAUAAUGUGAAGUUACUUCUCGUAUCACUUACUUGAAUAUCAUCAGAGUGCAAUCCUGUUCAGUUACUGAAACGCGUUACGAAUAAAUGCAAUCAACUAUUUUUUA
Messenger RNA from Solenopsis invicta (red fire ant), 3158 nucleotides. RefSeq lists its product as uncharacterized. The transcript has 2 exons. Lineage: Eukaryota; Metazoa; Arthropoda; Insecta; Hymenoptera; Formicidae. Bases 101 to 1462 code for a protein of 453 amino acids. The record is from RefSeq and is a predicted model, not a curated record.